AUGGCGUUCCAUUCCUCGGACCUAGCAAAACUCGCUGACGAUUUCGCGCACUUUGUCGACGGCUACCGCGGCAUCACUGAUGACCUUGAUGAUUUGACCGACCGCCUGUCAGGCCGUCAGGGACUUGAAGGAACUGAUCUGAACGCUGCGCGCACGGUUGCACCAAACAGUCGGCAUCAUGAAGUGCGCAUUGUCUAUCCUGCCCUCGAGCUUGUCCCCGUCGACCACGGGAUCAAGUUGUCCCUGUGUUACCCCAAAGAUGUCGAAUUCCGCCAAGAGCCUCGCCCGAACGACUUUCAGCUGCAAGCUGACAACUUGGACUUCUACGUGAAACUACCUACCGCCGACGUCCAAUCGCAAGCACGGAUACCAUCUGGCCCCAGCAAACAAGCUGCCGACUUACCAAAUACCGGACUUGGCGCUAAGCGCAUCGUCGAGAUGAUGAACCUGUUACACGAGGCUCCCGGCGUUAGCACUUUGGAAGUUGUCGCGUAUAGUCAAAAUGGGGGAACACCGAGACUGAUAACCCGCUUGACGACUUCGUGGCUCACUUCACAAGGCCGUUCAAGCCAGAAGGUCCGACAUCUCGAGUGCGACUACCCUGAAUGGCUUGAUUUUAUGUCCUCCAAUCUGAAUGUGCUGUGGAUCAAAGUGAUCUUCGAUGCCAUGCACCGAUGCAGCGAUCGCUCGUUUCUCGCCGUACAUCAGAAACUUCACAAGUUCGAUACUUACCACUUGAUACCACAAGAUCAAGCCGAGUUUGGACACCUGUGGUCCAGUCGGUCCAUUGCCAGUGCAAAUGAAGUAUUGCUGCAAUGUUUCGCUCUCAUAUCGCCGGUCAUAGAAGACGACCGCCGACUUGAUUGGGCCCGCACACUCUGCGGUUGCUAUGUGAAAGUCAAUCGCGAGCACCUUGGCAGAUUGUCCGAAGAGGCAUGUAAGACGUACACCUGCGAUAGGUGCGGCGAGCCCAUCAUGCAAAAACGUCACAUUCGUCGUAUUGCCAUCAUGCACGACCUGAAGGAGCGCGAUCAGUACAAGAUCCAAGAGCAAUGGUGGCAAUAUCUGAACGCCGCUAUUCCAUCGGGUCAUCAGCCCGUGCAAGUCAGCCCGCUUGCCCUACGCGACAUCUUGUCCGAGACUCUGUCAAGCUUUCGUGUACCACGAUCCGUGAUGCCCCCGGAAUUCUCCCCUGUCAAUCUCCCAGAGACCAAGAUCGUCCUCAAUGGCCUCGCAAACGUUUUACAAAACCCUUCAAUACCUGCAAUCGCGUCUGUUUCGUAUCCAGACACGUGUUAUCAGCUUGCACCGGUCGCCGUGGGUGCCCUCAUGUGCAGCACCGGCGUGAGCUCUGAGACUGAAUUGACUGCUGUGUUGCCUCCCAAGUACUUGCAGUUUCUGGAUGUCUGGUUCACGAGAGCGGUGAAGCUGCUCGUUGCUCGUACGAAUCCGUCGCUUGCCGUCCAAGCGCCUGCUACCCGUUCUGUGGAAGAGAUUCUGAGUAGCAUGGACGAUUGA
Molecule: messenger RNA, 1518 nt
Organism: Lecanosticta acicola
Lineage: Eukaryota; Fungi; Ascomycota; Dothideomycetes; Mycosphaerellales; Mycosphaerellaceae
Source: the annotation of a GenBank genome assembly